UGUUAUGAUGAAUGAAAUAAUCAUGGCUCUAGUGAAGUCUCCAUAACACAAUUAUCACUUGAGAUUGAUAAGCUAUUUGGGGCACAGUGUACAUAUAUACAUUUGGUAAACGAUUGAUUUAUUAAUUUCCAUUGAUUUUGAGAAUGGGAUUCUUAGGAGUUGUAUCCAAGUUGUAGCGCUGUAGCUCGCAACUAACGGUUACUAGCUAGUUAGCUAGCCAACAGUUGCUUGAAAGUCGCACUUGCUGGGCCGAUACAGCUAGCUAGCUAGCCUAUGUCCAUUGCAUUUGAAUAUAAUGAACACUGUACUAUUACAAUCCAGUGCUAGCAAUAUGGUUACCUAGCUCACGAAUCCAGCAGACCAACAACAAUAUCCCUGACGACCUACCUAUUAUGCUUAGUGAGUGUAGGUAUACCGACAGGCAUGCUGACAGGGCCAGUUUAGCUGUAACACCAAGAGGCCAUUGGUGUUGUUAUAACAAUGCUAUCAAAGAUAAUUCAUAACCUAUAGCUAACUGGCUCAUACAGUUAGUAUAUAAGCCAAGAUGCAAGCCCAUUCGAACAACAUGCACCCAUUUUAUUUUUUAGGUCAGCUAUACUCAUGAUGAACUUUGACGGUCUGGACCCAGGGAUGGGUGAAUACGCACCUGCCCUCCAUGGGAGUCUAGAGCCAGGUAUGGAGCCCUCAAUGGACCCACAGCUCAAUCCUGUCUUGUUGCAAGGUGUGGAGCUCAAUCCAGAUGGUUUUACCGUGGCCGUACCCGAAUCUGUGCACAUGAUGGAAGGGAUGUUCUCAGAACUCUACAGUGCAUGCAGAAGUGGUCCUGUCACAGCAACUCACUUUGACCUGCAAUAGGAGCUGCUCUGGAUGGGGAACCACAGGGGGCAUGGAAUGUCCUUUGGUCCCACAAUGGGUCGCUACUCUUCUUUCCAGGCGCACUCAACUGAUGAUAUUCGUCAGAUUCAGAGCAUGGAGACAGGUGUUCUGUUUCUCUCUAAGAGUAAUCUCAAGUGCCAAACUCGUGGAGGCCUUGUCUUGUUCGACUACCUAAUGGAGGAGGGAGCUGACAUGCAUAGUCUGCUUAUGACAGAAAACAACGCAAUGCUCAUGGGUGGACUACAGAAUGAUGUGCUUGAAUUUGACCUUAAUACUGUGCAGCAGACACAAAAGUUUACGGUCGAGGCUCCAGGGGUAGCUAUCAUGCGGCAGUCCAAUCGUUUCUUCUUCUGUGGGAACACAUCUGGGAAGGUGUCGCUUUGUGACCUGCGCACCUUCAAGCUAGAACAUGAGUUUGAUGCCUUCUCCAGUAGCCUGUCAGGCUUUGAUGUCCAUGGCAACCUCUUGGCUGCGUGUGGGUUCUCCAGUCGAGGAAUGAACGAACUAGCGUGUGACCGCUUCCUCAUGGUGUUUGACCUGAGCAUGAUGCGCGCUGUGACACCACUCCAGGUGCACGUGGACCCCCUCUUCUUGCGCUUCAUCCCAACGUACACGUCACGCCUGGCCAUCAUCUCACAGACAGGACAGUGUCAAUUCUGUGAACCCACUGGGCUAGCCAACCUGGCUGAUGUCUUCCAUGUCAACACCUUUGGCCAGUUACUCAUGAGCUUCGAUGUGUCCUCCAGCAAGCAGGCUUUGGUCUUUGGGGACUCUGGAGGAGGUGUGCACCUUUGGUCAGACGCCGCAGAGGUCUCCUACAACGGUUAUUCACGGGAGACUGAAUUUGCUCUGCCCUGUCUGGUGGACUCCUUGCCUCAGCUGGACUGGAUCCAUGACCUGUUGCCCUUGUCCCUCAUCCCCAUGCCCUUUACCAGCUCAGAGCCACUACUGUCAGACUGGGUCACCACACAGGCCACUCCCAGCCCUAGACAAGCACCCCCAGUGGACCCAGAGAUCCUGCAUACAAUGAAGACUGUCGGGUUCAUUGGUUACGCCCCCAAUCCUCACACCCGUCCCCGGAACCAGGUUCCUUACAAGAUCAAGGAGGUGGAGCUGGACUUUGACAACUACAAUCAGGGGGUUCCUGAGUCUCAUAUUGGUCGAGAUGAAGAACCACACCUCUACAUGGUGCCCAAAAAAUACAGGAAGGUCACCAUUAAAUACUCCAAACUUGGGCUGGAAUACUUUGACUUCAAACAUUAUAACAGGACCCUGUUUGCUGGCCUGGAACCUCACAUUCCCAAUGCUUACUGUCACUGCACGAUCCAGGUGUUGUAUUUCCUGGAGCCAAUCCACUGCCUGGUCCAGAACCACCUGUGUCAGAAGGAGUUCUGUCUGGCGUGUGAGCUGGGCUUCCUCUUCCACAUGCUAGACCUGUCACGAGGAGACCCCUGUCAGGCUAGUAAUUUCCUCAGAGCUUUUCAAACUAUCCCGGAGGCGUCUGCCCUGGGUCUGAUCCUGGCUGACUCUGAUGAGCAGACGGGGAAGGCCAGGUUGGGCCGUCUCAUCCAGAGCUGGAACCGCUUCAUCCUCACCCAGCUCCACCAGGAGACCCAGGAGCAGGAGGGGCCACAGGCCUACCGAGGAGCCAGCAGCAGUGUUCUGGGCUCCUCAGGAGAGUCUGUGAUUGGAAGGCAGUUUGGGGGUGAGGUUGAGUACAGCAGCCUGUGUCGCUGUGGAAAGGAGACAGCUGAAGCAGCACAGUUUGAUGUGAACUGGAAGCUUCCGGCCAUCCUGUAUUACGCCAAGAGAAACUACCACUCCAAAUACGACCUACGCAUUAAGAACCCCAUCGAGGCCAGUGUGCUGUUGACAGAGGCAUCGCUGGCGCGGAAGCAGAGGAAGAGCCACGCCACGUUCAUCCCCCUCAUAGUCAGUGAGAUGCCCCGGGUCGGGGACCUCGUGGGACUGGACGCUGAGUUUGUCACCCUCAACCAGGAGGAGGCAGAGCUAGGCAGCGACGGCACCAAGUCCACCAUUAAGCCAAGUCAGAUGUCUGUGGCACGGACCACCUGCGUGCGUGGUCAGGGUCCCAACGAGGGAGUACCGUUCAUCGAUGACUACAUCUCUACUCAGGAGCAGGUGGUGGACUAUCUGACCCAGUACUCAGGCAUCAAACCAGGGGACCUGGAUGCUAAGAUUUCCUCUAAGCACUUGACCACUCUGAAGUCAACAUACCUGAAGCUGCGCUUCCUCAUUGACACCGGAGUAUGCUUUGUAGGCCAUGGUUUACAGAAGGACUUCCGGGUUAUAAAUUUGCUGGUGCUGAAGGAUCAGGUAGUUGAUACCGUCUACCUGUUCCAUAUGCCUCGUAAGAGGAUGAUCUCUCUGCGCUUCCUCGCCUGGUACUUUCUGGGUGAGACCCAUGACAGUAUUGAGGACGCACGGACUGCCCUUGCUCUGUACAGGAAGUACCUGGAACUGAGUUGUGGAGGAGGGAACGACGAAGUCCGCAAAGUUCUGAAGGGACUCUAUGAGAAAGGCCACAAGCUAGACUGGAAAGUCCCUGACUGUGACAUAGGAGAUGGUCAAGGUAGCCCAAAAAGUAUGAAACUGGCAUUGCAUUAGAGGGUGUAAUGUUGGUGGGAUCUGGAUAUUAUUGGGGGUAACUUUAUUUUUAUUAGCAGUAUACGGGAUCUAUCAAUCUUCGUUGAUUGAAUGUAGUCCCCUCAGUACAGUCUUCCCCUCAGUGAAGGGUCUGUGAAGAGUGCCUGAAGACAUUCCUGCCAAACUGAUUUAAUCCUGGUGUUUAAUCAUUUCAAUCAGCCUUUUAUUUAUUGUUAAAACCAGUACUCACAAGGUAUUGACUCCCAUAAAGUAUGAAACUGGACAGGUUAUCAACAAGAGCAGAAUGCUGAAAGAGGUUGUGUCAGUGUCCCAACUUUCCACAUAAUCUUGCUUGCCUGUACAGUACUGAUCUGAUCUGACUCUGCCAUUUACAUUAUUUGAAAAAGGACUGAACAGUUUUGAUCUUCUCCAAAACAGAAGUCAAAACCAUUUCUACUUUCAUUUAGUAUUUUUCUUUAGGUUUGUAAAGAGUGUUUGUCAUUAUGCUGUACAUUAUGCUGCUUACAUGGGCAAAUAAUGUUAACAUUUUGAUAAACUUUUUAUAGUGAUGUUUUUUUUAAAUAAAAGCUUAAUAUAGUA
This is a messenger RNA of Oncorhynchus nerka (sockeye salmon), 4083 nucleotides long. Its product is annotated as PAN2-PAN3 deadenylation complex catalytic subunit PAN2-like. The transcript has 18 exons. NCBI's taxonomy places the organism in Eukaryota, Metazoa, Chordata, Actinopteri, Salmoniformes, Salmonidae. Gene Ontology annotation, biological process: nuclear-transcribed mRNA poly(A) tail shortening. Gene Ontology annotation, cellular component: P-body; PAN complex. The record is from RefSeq and is a predicted model, not a curated record. Gene Ontology annotation, molecular function: protein binding; poly(A)-specific ribonuclease activity; nucleic acid binding.